Messenger RNA from Sphaeroforma arctica JP610, 249 nucleotides. RefSeq lists its product as hypothetical. The annotation marks the transcript as partial. NCBI's taxonomy places the organism in Eukaryota, Ichthyosporea, Ichthyophonida. The record is from RefSeq and is a predicted model, not a curated record. The transcript has a single exon.
AUGGAGUCAGGACAGCACAGUGGUUUGGCGGGAGGAAUUGUACCUGAGACAUUCACUAUCGCGCGUAUACUUUUGGACCGUCUGGAAAACUCUAUGACUGGCGUUGUGGUCGACGACUUCAACUCUGAACCCAAUGCGGAUAAGAUCAAGGAGGCCCAGUUUAUUGCCGGUUACCAUGGCAACGCCAUCCACGAGGUUUUUAAUUUGCUGCCGGGUGUCAAGCCGAUGUCCGACGGAGAUCUGGCACAG